GAUGGAUUCUGCAAUGUGCAGGGCUGUGGGCGCCGGAAGAUGCCAGUAAAUUGACCUCGCUGCUAUACAAAUGUUACGCCGUCUUCGUGUUUUGCUUUGUUAACAUUUACUUCACGCUGACCGAGAUGUACAGUUUCUUUGAGACUUAUCAUCAUCUAGAUCUGUUCAUAAAAAACUUGAAUUUCGCAUUGACCCAUCUGAUGGGGGCCAUAAAGUGUGCGUUCUGGUUCCGCAGAGGGUCGUAUCUCAUUGCGAUCAUCAGGACCUUGGAGCAGCCGCGUUUUCAAUACGUGCAGAGCGAGACCUUCAAUCCGGGAAAGAUCAGCGUCGAUGCAAAGCGCAGGGGAUUCAAGUACACCAUGGCUUUCUUCCUACUGGCGCAUAUGACACUCUCAUCGUCCUACAUUCCCAGCGGGUUGAUGGCCGUCUUCCGCCCCACAUACGUCCUGGAUACCCACGGGAACGCUACUUUUGUCCAGCAACUUCCUUACUUCAGUUGGAUACCCUUCAAGCAUGAUACUCCCACCACCUACAUCUUCGCUUUGGUAUACCAGGCUGGUCCUAUGGUCUCGUACGCUUAUAGCAUAGUUGGCAUGGACACCCUCUUCAUGAACAUCAUGAAUUACCUUGCUUGCCACCUGCAGAUCCUGUCCGGAGCAUUCGCCACGGUCGUGCAACGCUCAAAACAGCAACCGGAGCGAGAAUUGAAGAAGUGUAUCGUCCACCUUCAAACGGUCAUUAGGAUGUGCGAGAAACUAGAGGACGUCCACAAAUAUCUGACGUUGGGUCAGGUGAUGGCGACGCUCUUCAUACUCUGCACCAGUUUGUUCUUAGUAUCUACGACGCCUGUAGCGAGUAAACAAUUCGCCGCAGAAUCUGUAUACAUGAUCGCCAUGGGUUUUCAGCUAGUGCUCUACUGUUGGUUCGGGAAUCAGGUCACUUUGGGGGCUUCUGAAAUUCCAAUGGCGCUGUGGAAGUGCGACUGGUUGUCGACCACGAAAUCGUUCAAAGCAUGCAUGCUUAUCACGAUGAUCAGAAUGAAAAAACCCAUCUACCUGACGGUCGGUAAAUUUGCUCCGCUCACCCUGGCCACAUACGUCGCCAUAUUGAAAGGUUCCUAUUCAUUCUUCGCCGUUUUGAAAAAGGCCAACGACUGAGGAGGAAAUGUGAUACAUUAUGUAGGGAGAUUAGAG
Messenger RNA from Nicrophorus vespilloides, 1193 nucleotides. RefSeq names its product putative odorant receptor 71a. Gene Ontology annotation, cellular component: plasma membrane. Gene Ontology annotation, biological process: detection of chemical stimulus involved in sensory perception of smell; sensory perception of smell. Lineage: Eukaryota; Metazoa; Arthropoda; Insecta; Coleoptera; Silphidae. The record is from RefSeq and is a predicted model, not a curated record. The coding region runs from base 126 to 1157 and encodes 343 amino acids. The transcript has 5 exons. Gene Ontology annotation, molecular function: olfactory receptor activity; odorant binding.